Molecule: messenger RNA, 3623 nt
Organism: Pongo pygmaeus (Bornean orangutan)
Lineage: Eukaryota; Metazoa; Chordata; Mammalia; Primates; Hominidae
Gene: METTL13
Product: methyltransferase 13, eEF1A N-terminus and K55
Exons: 8
Coding region: 821-2662 (613 amino acids)
Molecular function (GO): S-adenosylmethionine-dependent methyltransferase activity
Source: RefSeq, a predicted model, not a curated record
GCAGCCCUUCGUACGUGCUCCGGAAGGUGGGAACUGGUAACAGGAAUCUUGCACUUGGUGGACAGUGACAGGCGGGAGGACCCUAGUUGGACGCAUAUUUCAGCAUUUCCUGCAUUGUUCCUGCUAAAACACAAACUAAAAUACUCUUUUAGGCCGGGCGCGGUGGCUCACACCUGUAAUCCCAACACUUUGGGAGACCGAGGUGGGAGGAUCGCUUGAGCCCAGGAGUUAAAGACCAGCCUGGGGAACAUGAGACCUCGUCUCUACAAAAAAUGAAAAAAUUAGCCGGGCGUGGUGGCGCGCAUCUGUAUUUCCAGCUACGCGGGAGGCUUAGGCGGGAGGAUCGCUUGAGCCCAGGAGGUCGAGGCUGCAGUGAGCCAUGAUCACGCCACUGCACUCCAGCCUGGGUGACUGAGUGAGACCCUGUCUCAAAAAAAAAAAAAAAUUUUUUUUAAAGGUUUUCAGAUAAUAGACCUCCCACCCCAGCUCAUUCUUGGAUUAAUAACCCUACUUGAAGAGUGACUUCCCAUCUUGAAAGUAUGUUCUUCUGUCACUGUGCAUUCCUGUGCAACCUGCAGCAGGUGUGACUUUGUGUAUGAAUUUGUUUUUCAAAUAGUUGUUGAGUGUGCCCCAAGUUUCAGGCACUGUGCUCAGUCCUUAAGCUAUAAAAGCAUUAAGACAUUAAACCCUGCACAUGUUCUAGAAGUGAAACGUGGUGCUGGUGAUUGGGUGUGGCAACUCAGAACUGAGUGAGCAACUGUAUGAUGUGGGCUAUCGGGAUAUAGUGAACAUCGACAUCAGUGAGGUUGUCAUCAAGCAAAUGAAGGAAUGUAAUGCCACCCGACGGCCCCAGAUGAGCUUCUUGAAGAUGGACAUGACGCAGAUGGAGUUUCCUGAUGCCUCGUUCCAGGUGGUGUUGGACAAGGGCACCCUGGAUGCUGUCCUGACAGAUGAGGAAGAGAAGACCUUGCAACAGGUGGACAGGAUGCUGGCUGAGGUUGGCCGUGUCCUGCAGGUGGGCGGUCGCUAUCUCUGCAUCUCCCUGGCUCAGGCUCACAUCCUGAAGAAAGCAGUGGGCCACUUCUCCCGGGAGGGGUGGAUGGUGAGGGUGCACCAAGUGGCCAACAGCCAGGACCAGGUGUUGGAAGCAGAGCCUCAGUUCUCCUUGCCUGUCUUUGCCUUCAUCAUGACCAAGUUCAGGCCGGUCCCUGGCUCUGCCCUUCAGAUCUUUGAGCUGUGUGCUCAGGAGCAGGGCAAGCCUGUGCGGCUGGAGAGUGCUGAGCGGCUGGCCGAGGCGGUGCAGGAGCGGCAGCAGUAUGCCUGGCUGUGCAGCCAGCUGCGCCGCAAGGCCAGGCUGGGGAGUGUGUCUCUGGACUUGUGCGAUGGGGACACGGGGGAGCCACGCUACACCCUCCACGUGGUGGACAGCCCCACUGUGAAACCAUCGCGGGACAAUCAUUUUGCGAUUUUCAUCAUCCCCCAGGGCCGGGAGACUGAGUGGCUCUUUGGCAUGGAUGAGGGCCGGAAACAGCUGGCGGCCAGUGCUGGCUUCAGGAGGUUGAUUACAGUGGCCCUUCACCGAGGUCAGCAGUAUGAAAGCAUGGACCACAUCCAAGCUGAGCUGUCAGCUAGAGUCAUGGAGCUGGCCCCAGCUGGGAUGCCCACCCAGCAGCAGGUGCCCUUUCUGUCUGUGGGUGGGGACAUUGGGGUCCGGACCAUUCAGCACCAAGACUGCAGCCCCUUGAGCGGUGACUAUGUCAUCGAGGACGUGCAAGGGGAUGACAAGCGGUACUUCCGUCGACUGAUCUUCCUCAGCAACAGGAAUGUGGUGCAGUCUGAAGCCAGGUUGCUGAAGGAUGUGUCUCACAAGGCCCAGAAGAAGCGGAAAAAGGACAGGAAGAAGCAGCGGCCUGCUGAUGCGGAGGACCUCCCUGCAGCCCCGGGGCAGUCCAUUGAUAAGAGUUACCUGUGUUGUGAACACCACAAAGCCAUGAUCGCUGGCCUUGCCCUGCUGAGAAACCCAGAGCUACUCCUAGAGAUCCCACUGGCAUUGUUGGUGGUAGGCCUGGGCGGGGGCAGCCUCCCCCUCUUUGUCCACGAUCAUUUUCCAAAGUCUUGCAUUGAUGCUGUGGAGAUCGACCCCUCCAUGUUGGAAGUGGCCACCCAGUGGUUUGGCUUCUCCCAGAGUGACCGAAUGAAGGUCCACAUUGCAGAUGGCCUGGACUAUAUCACCAGCCUGGCAGGAGGAGGAGAAGCACGGCCUGGCUACGAUGUCAUCAUGUUUGAUGUUGACAGUAAGGACCCAACACUGGGAAUGAGUUGUCCGCCCCCAGCAUUUGUGGAGCAAUCUUUUCUACAGAAGGUUAAAAGCAUCUUGACUCCUGAAGGUGUUUUUAUUCUCAACCUUGUGUGCCGAGACUUGGGGCUAAAAGACUCAGUGCUGGCUGGGCUCAAGGCAGUGUUCCCCCUCCUAUAUGUCCGGCGAAUUGAGGGUGAAGUGAAUGAGAUCCUGUUCUGUCAGCUGUACCCUGAGCAAAAACUUGCCACACCAGAGCUCCUAGAAACAGCCCAGGCUUUGGAGCGAACCCUGAGGAAGCCUGGGAGGGGUUGGGAUGACACAUAUGUCUUGUCAGAUAUGCUCAAGACGGUGAAAAUUGUGUGACUGCUUAGGCCAAGCAGCCCUCCUGCCUAGACUGACCUUGGACUCCCAGCCUGCCAGAGAAUGAAGAAAUACAACGCACAGUACUUUUGAAGCUUCAUAUUUUUCUUGGUUUCACACUCAGCUACAUGUGACCUCCAGCUUGGUGAGGUUGCCUGAAGAUUAGGGAAAAUAAAAAUGUCCUUCCCAUCUUGUCCUCUUCAGUACCACUUGGGUUGGUUUGUCUUUGCUUCCUACACCAUGUCCUUGAGUGGAGUUCCCUGCUGAAGCCCCUAGCACACACUGUAUGCCUUAACAAGUAUGUGCAAGCCCCUCAGAACUCAAGACAGCCAAAUUUUAUUGCAUCUCUACUUAUACUGGUUUGCUUUUGAUUUACUCCUCUAUUAGUUCUAUAGGAGUGAUCUCAAGUGAGAUAGCAGAGCAAGAUGCCAAAAGACUAUAAAUAGAGUAAGGUUUCUAUAGAUGUGAGACAGAUUUGAGAGAGCAUUUACUCUGUCUCCCUGUGGAUGAAACUGCUGCUGAAAUGGUUCCAAUUUUUAGGAAUCUGCUCACCCGCUUCAUUAUUUGACAGCUUUCCUUGGUGACCCAAACCCUGUAGCCUAAGCCAUUUAUCUUUUUCUCAGUGGAGGGAGUGUGUGGACCUGGCCCCAUGGCUUUGCAUGUUAGAGACUUGGCAGACUAAAGUCUCUAGUGUUUGUUUACUCACAUUCAUUGAGUGACAGCUAUGUGCCAGACUCUGCAUAAAGAGUGGUGGCAGAAGUGAAAAUGUUUAAGAAUGACCAAAAACAUUAGUAAUGAAAGUUAAUGUGUUCCAGGCAUUCUUCUAAGUGGUUUACAUGCACUGUCUUCAUUUAAUCUGAGGUAAAGGAUACUUAAGCCCAAACUAUAUCUAAACCCAAAUCUCAGUUGGCUGGAAACAUCAAUCUUAACCAUUUAUUCAGAACCAUUAAACCAAUGAUUCCAA